GUGACCCGGCAGCGUCACGCCUGCGCUAGCAGUCACAAGAUGGCGGAGAGUGCGGAACUAAAGCAAAUGGUGAUGAGCCUGCGGGUGUCAGAGCUGCAGGUUCUUCUGGGCUACGCAGGCAGAAACAAACAUGGACGAAAGCACGAGCUCCUGACCAAAGCCUUAUACCUCCUUAAAGCCGGCUGCAGCCCUGCCGUCCAGAUGAAGAUCAAGGAGCUCUACAGAAGACGCUUUCCCACCAAGCUGGUGUCCCCAGCAGAGCUGGCCCUGCCCGGAGUCCACCCCGUCACUGCCUCUUUGCCCCCUGGCCUCACGCAGUUGGGAUUUGAUGGGCACAGAGCGCCCGCAUCCCCUCUGCUCCCCAUCUCCCUUCUCGGGCCCAAACAUGAGCUGGGACUGCCCCACCUCCCCACGAGCCUGCACCCCGUACACCCUGAUGUCAAACUUCAACGGCUGCCGUUCUACGAUGUUCUGGAUGAGCUCAUUAAACCUACGAGUCUUGCUUCAGAUAACAGCCAGAGGUUUCAGGAAACAUGUUUUGCAUUUGCAUUGACGCCACAGCAAGUCCAACAAGUCAGCAGCUCAAUGGACAUAUCGGGGACCAAAUGUGACUUUAUGGUGCAAGUACAGUUACGGUUUUGUCUAUCAGAGACAAGCUGCCCUCAGGAGGACCACUUCCCCCCUAAUCUUUGUGUUAAAGUCAACGGGAAACCGUGUAAUCUCCCAGGAUAUCUGCCUCCUACCAAAAAUGGCGUGGAACCAAAGAGGCCCAGCAGACCCAUCAACAUUACCUCAUUGGUCAAACUUUCCACAACUGUCCCCAACACCAUUGUAGUGUCCUGGACCUCAGAAAUUGGACGGAGUUACUCUAUGGCAGUGUACCUGGUCAAACAGCUGUCAUCUACGAUGCUAUUGCAGAGGCUGCGGGCUAAAGGCAUCAGAAAUCCAGAUCACUCCAGAGCACUCAUAAAGGAAAAGUUAACAGCAGACCCUGACAGUGAAAUAGCAACCACCAGCCUAAGAGUUUCAUUAUUAUGUCCGCUGGGAAAGAUGCGUCUAAUGAUUCCGUGUCGGGCAUUGACGUGUUCACACCUGCAGUGUUUUGAUGCUACGCUCUACAUCCAGAUGAAUGAAAAGAAGCCCACAUGGGUGUGUCCUGUAUGUGACAAAAAAGCACCCUAUGAACAUCUCAUCAUUGAUGGGUUGUUUAUGGAGAUUCUGAACAGCUGUUUAGAUUGUGAUGAAAUCCAGUUCAAAGAAGAUGGUAGCUGGGCCCCCAUGAGGUCGAAAAAGGAAGUGCAAGAGGUGUCGGCUUCAUACAAUGGCAUUGAUGGUGGAUGUCGUACGACAGUGUUGGAGCAGAACUCUCAAACUAAUGGCAACUGUGGAGGAAACAGCAAAAAAGUGGAGGUGAUUGAUUUGACUCUUGACAGCUCGUCUGAGGAAGAGGAAGAUGAAGAACCCCCUCAGAAGAAAAGCUGCCCCUCGCUAUCUAGCAUCUCUCCUCAGAUGGAUAAUGGGGUACUAAAUCUCCACAGACAAGCAUCUCCUGUGAGUCGGACUCCCAGCAUGCCUCAGGUGGAUACCAGUUACAUUCCCCCACCUCCUCCCCUCAUUCAGGACUACCGGCACUACUACUCUACGCCCGGUGACCUGUCAGAUCUCAGCUUUUUUCCUUUUUUACAAGGAGAGAAUCAUCAGCACUACAGCAUGGUGAUGGCAGCAGCUGCAUCAGCAUCUGAAGAUCACGACCUCCUCCUGAGUCGUUUUCUCCCAUACGGCUCGUCUCAGCUCUUCCUGGACCCUCCCUCGACCCCUGUAAGCAACAGCCUCCCUCCCAUUAACGUCAACAGCAGCAGCACCGGCAGCAGCCUGGUGUCCUCCAGCAGCCUACGGGAAAGUCUCGGACAUCCACCCGCCCCCCGCCCCACCUCCGAAUCAGCCCCCACGUCUGCCAUCUACGGUCCCAUCCCAGACGUCAUCUCGUUAGACUGACCCAGGACCGAACCCUCGCACAGGAAACUGACUGAAGAGACUUCCAAACAUUGGGAAGAAUAGGGGACAUACAAGAUGACUGAAGGGUGUUUUUGUAAACGAUGAUAAUCGUUGCCGUGUACAGAGAACAAAUAUAUUUUUUGUUUUACUUUUGUAUAUACCUAUCUAUCUAGCUAUCUAAUGUAUAUGUAAACUUGAAAGAGUUUUUUCCCCCCUGGCUUACUAAAAUUACUUUGGGUUUUAUCUCCUGGGACACUGAGGCUCUUUUUCCUUCACAGCUUUGUCUCAACCCCUUUAACAUAAUAUGAACACUUUUUAUAUCCUUUACCCAUCAUAUUCUGUAGUCGUCUACAUUUUGUCUGAUUCCAUAGGGCACAAUGGCUGCAUUCAGACUGUCAGUGGGACUCUUGGUUCUUUUCUCUUCCCAGCAAAACUUUUUUUUUGUCUUUGCCAGUCCAUACCAUAUCCCCUAAACAUGCAGGACUGUUUUAUAUAAUGCCUUUAAGGGAUAGUUCACCCAAAAAUGAAAAUUCUGUCAUCAUUUAC
Molecule: messenger RNA, 2541 nt
Organism: Sinocyclocheilus grahami
Lineage: Eukaryota; Metazoa; Chordata; Actinopteri; Cypriniformes; Cyprinidae
Product: E3 SUMO-protein ligase PIAS1-like
Exons: 14
Coding region: 40-1995 (651 amino acids)
Biological process (GO): regulation of transcription by RNA polymerase II; protein sumoylation
Cellular component (GO): chromatin
Molecular function (GO): transcription coregulator activity; zinc ion binding; SUMO ligase activity
Source: RefSeq, a predicted model, not a curated record